AUGGAAGAUAUAAGAAAUUUGUUAGUUGAAUCGGCAGGGUUUCAAUCGUCUGUUUGUAUCUGUGAUUAUAUAAAAGAUAAAACUAAGAAAAUAAUAGUUUUAGUAGGUGGAGGCAGCAACGGAGCAGACGGUUUAGUGAUUGCAAGAUAUUUAUCUAACAAUGGUUAUUUAGUAAUGAUGUACUGUCCGCAGUUGAAUCGAUCCGAAAUUCAGAUGACGCUUCAUCACCAAGCCAUAUCAGUCGGCGUAAUCGAGGUGAAGUCAGUUGAAGAGGUCAUUGACGACUGCGAUGCAGUGAUUGAUUGUAUAGUUGGUUUUAACAUGAUUGGAAACCAAUUAAAAGAGCCAUGGCACUCUAUAAUAAAUAUGAUUAGAAUUAAAAAGCUAACCCUGAUCAGCAUUGAUAUACCUUCCGGAUACGAAGUUAAUGUUGAGCACGAAGCUAGCGUUAUCAAUGCCAGUUGUGACGUGAUAAUAUCUUUGAUCGCUCCGAAGAUUUGCACAAAAAACUUUACUAAAACUCAUUAUUUAACUGGACGCUUUGUUCCAAACUUCAUGUUAAACUAUAAUGGUUGGGAUAUAUCAGACUGGCCUGAAAACCAAGUAUUCAAAGUGUUAUAA
This is a messenger RNA of Dermatophagoides pteronyssinus (European house dust mite), 621 nucleotides long. Its product is annotated as NAD(P)H-hydrate epimerase-like. NCBI's taxonomy places the organism in Eukaryota, Metazoa, Arthropoda, Arachnida, Sarcoptiformes, Pyroglyphidae. The record is from RefSeq and is a predicted model, not a curated record.